ACACGCGAUUUGUAAUUGUAAGAUUGCGUUUGCAAAUUCGUAUACGUCUUCAGUUACCGUUGUAUUAAAUUGAAUUAGGUGAUUAGCAAAGGCAUAUACGGCUGACAACAUGCAUCCCGAUCUCACCGAGCGCAUCCUACAGCAUUUGGAGACAGUCGACAAAGUGAAUACUCUAGAACUUGCCACGCAAUUCAGUGUUGACCAUCAGAAAGUUGUCGGCGCCUUAAAGAGCAUACAGGCACAUGGCGAUCUAGUCAUCGCUGAGACAGCCACACAGAAAAACUUGGAACUGACCGACGAAGGUCAGUCCGUGGUCGAAAAGGGCAGCCAUGAGGCUAUCGUCUAUUCAUUGGUGCCCCCGGAGGGUAUAGCUCAAGCAGCUCUGAUGGUUGCCGGAGGACCCAAUGCUAAAGUAGGCUUCAGCAAAGCCAUGUCCCAGGGCUGGAUACUCUUAGAUAAGAGUGUGAACCCACCGCUGGUUAGACGAAAGGUGGACAAAAUUGUCGACAAUGUGAAAGAUCAGCUGGUGUUGGUGGCCAGUGGCAAAUCGCAGUUAACUGCUAAAGAUGUAGCCGACUACAAGAAACGGAAACUGCUGCAGGAGACUACUACAAAGAGUUUUAUUUUGAGUAAGGGUCCAGAGUUUGCCACAACACUUACUAAGUUGGAAACGGAUCUUACCAUGGAUAUGCUAACCAGUGGUUUGUGGGAGCAGUUGAAAUUCAAGUCAUAUAACUUUGAUGCGUUGGGCGCGGCACCGACGCGUGGUCAUCUGCAUCCGCUACUCAAGGUGCGCACUGAGUUUCGCCAAAUUUUUCUUGAGAUGGGAUUCUCAGAAAUGCCCACCAACAACUACGUGGAGUCAUCUUUCUGGAACUUCGAUGCACUAUUCCAGCCGCAACAGCAUCCAGCACGCGAUGCCCACGAUACGUUCUUCAUCAUCCACCCGGCGCAGAGCCACAAGUUUCCCCAAGAAUACCUCCAGCGGGUCAAGGCCGUACACUCAAAGGGUGGCUACGGGUCGCUCGGAUACGGCUACGACUGGAAGCUGUCGGAAGCGCAAAAGAAUCUGCUGCGUACCCAUACAACAGCCGUGAGCGCACGAAUGCUCUUCAAGCUCGCAAACCAGGAGGGUGGCUUUAAGCCAGCCAAGUACUUUAGUAUAGACAAGGUGUUCCGGAAUGAGACGCUGGAUGCUACCCAUUUAGCGGAAUUUCAUCAGGUGGAAGGCGUUAUUGCAGACGUGGGUUUAACACUGGGAGAUUUGAUUGGCACGCUUUAUGAAUUCUUCCGAAAACUGGGUAUUACUCAGCUGGAGUUUAAACCGGCAUAUAAUCCAUAUACGGAGCCCAGCAUGGAGAUAUUCUGCUAUCAUCCGGGUCUGGCCAAAUGGAUUGAAGUGGGCAAUUCAGGCCUUUUCCGCCCGGAAUUGCUCCGACCCAUGGGGUUGCCAGAGAACGUUAAUGUUAUUGCCUGGGGCCUGUCGUUGGAAAGGCCCACGAUGAUCAAGUACGGCAUUAACAAUAUUCGGGACUUGGUGGGACCGAGAGUCGAUCUGAAAAUGGUUGAAGACGGCCCUAUUUGCCGAUUGGAUCACGUCUAGGCUUGCUAUUGCUAUUUCAAUCAUAAUUUUCCAAAUACACAUAUUUGAAUAGUUAAAUGUCGCCGCCUUUCAAACCUGCACUCAAUAAAUCAACACU
Drosophila arizonae is the source of this 1700-nucleotide messenger RNA. RefSeq names its product phenylalanine--tRNA ligase alpha subunit (gene alpha-PheRS). NCBI's taxonomy places the organism in Eukaryota, Metazoa, Arthropoda, Insecta, Diptera, Drosophilidae. The record is from RefSeq and is a predicted model, not a curated record. Gene Ontology annotation, cellular component: phenylalanine-tRNA ligase complex; cytosol; cytoplasm. Gene Ontology annotation, biological process: phenylalanyl-tRNA aminoacylation. Gene Ontology annotation, molecular function: tRNA binding; phenylalanine-tRNA ligase activity; ATP binding.